Molecule: messenger RNA, 1445 nt
Organism: Molossus molossus (Pallas's mastiff bat)
Lineage: Eukaryota; Metazoa; Chordata; Mammalia; Chiroptera; Molossidae
Gene: CRYZ
Product: crystallin zeta
Exons: 9
Coding region: 98-1090 (330 amino acids)
Cellular component (GO): cytosol
Molecular function (GO): NADPH binding; zinc ion binding; quinone reductase (NADPH) activity
Source: RefSeq, a predicted model, not a curated record
GCCAGCAAGGUUGACGACGGCCAGGCCCGCCCCCUUCUGCUGUGGACCAGGUGGGGAGCCCUCGCAGAAUUUGUUCCUCACUGUACAGCCGAUCACUAUGGCGACUGGACAGAAGUUGAUGAGAGCUAUUAGAGUUUUUGAAUUUGGUGGACCAGAAGUGCUGAAAUUUCAGUCGGAUGUUGCAGUACCAGUUCCCAAAGACCAUCAGGUUCUAAUCAAAGUCCAUGCCUGUGGUGUAAACCCAGUGGACACAUACAUUCGCUCUGGUGCUUACAGCAGGAAACCACCCUUACCCUAUACUCCUGGUUCUGAUGUGGCUGGGGUAAUAGAAGCUGUUGGAGACCACGUAUCUGCUUUCAAGAAAGGUGACAGAGUUUUCAGUACCGGCACGAUCUCGGGGGGCUACGCAGAGUUUGCUGUUGCAGCCGAUCACACUGUUUACACACUGCCAGAAAAACUGGACUUUAAACAAGGAGCUGCCAUCGGUGUUCCGUAUUUUACUGCUUACCGAGCUCUGCUCCACAGUGCCCGCGUGAAAGCCGGAGAGAGUGUUCUGGUUCAUGGGGCUAGUGGAGGGGUGGGACUAGCAGCGUGCCAAAUUGCUAGAGCUUAUGGCUUAAAGGUUUUGGGCACAGCCGGCACCCAAGAAGGACAAAACAUCGUUUUACAAAAUGGAGCCCAUGAAGUGUUUAAUCACAGAGAGGUUAAUUAUAUCGAUAAAAUUAAGAAAUCUGUUGGUGAAAAAGGAAUUGAUGUUAUUAUUGAAAUGUUAGCUAACAUAAAUCUUAGUAAUGAUUUGAAUCUUCUGUCAUACGGAGGACGAGUAAUAGUUGUUGGCAGCAGAGGUCCCAUUGAAAUAAACCCACGCGACACCAUGGUAAAGGAAACUAGUGUCAUUGGAGUUGCUCUCUACUCAUCAACCAAGGAGGAAUUUCGGCAGUUUGCAGCAGCCCUUCAAGCUGGAAUGGAGGUUGGUUGGUUGAGACCUGUCAUAGGUCCUCAGUAUCCAUUGGAGAAGGUGGCGCAGGCUCAUGAAGAUAUCAUUCACAGCAGUGGGGCUACUGGAAAGAUGGUUCUUCUCACGUCAUGAUCAGUUCUUUCGUGUAUUUCCUAUGCAGUUAGAGGUUUCUCACCCCAGUUUUACGUACACUAUCUUUGCUUUAAUUGGCAUUCAUUUGAUUCAGUGAGUUUCUUAUAUUAAAAAACAAAAUGUGUCCUUAGAGAUCUUGGGCAUCAGAGUGUAAUUCAUGUUAUAGCGGGCAAUGUUCUCCAUGCCUUCUGCCUGUAAUCAAGCAGUCAUAGCAGGAAGUAGAAUGUUGUGGUAAUUUGCAUUGGGGUGCAUUUUAGAAAUUCCUGAUACUUGAUCAUUAAUUUCAUACCUUUGACUAAAACAUGCUAAUUAAAAAUAAGACUGCUUGCCCAGGCCGGUUUGGCUUAGCGGUUAG